GCUGGUUUGAUGUCAUAUUAUUUUGAUUGGACCGUUAAGGUUAUGUCCAAGUUGCUCGACUAUUUGUUUUAUAAUUUUAGUGGUAUUUCCUAUGAUCAUUGAUAAAUUGAUAAUCACGUGGUGAUCAUGGACUUAUUUGUUAUUAAUAGAUAUCGAGAUGUAGAAGAAAAUGCAGUAGUAGAUAUUGCAGAACAGGAAGCAAAACAUUUAGAGAAGUUGAAGAAAAAGAUUGCCGAACGAAAAUCUGCGUAUGCAUCAAAGAGGACUUCUGAUGUUAUAACACUCAAACCACAAAAAGAAGAAGUUCUCCAAAAAGAUGAUACUGAAGAUAACAAGGAGGCUCCUAAAAUUGACGAAGAGCCCAAGACCGAUAAGAUUACCGAUACUUUUCAGAAACCAGAUAAAAAGAGAGCUAAGCCCUCGCAAGAAUUCAAAGUAUUAGGUGUUAAUGAUUUCGAAAAGAAAGCUAAGGUUUCAAGAGUGCUGCCAUUUUGGCUUUCACACCCAUUUAAUAUUUCUACUAGUUUAAAAUCUUCAUCAUGUAAAGUAGAAGAUCAAGACUGGCUACACAUUACACUCAAAUCAACAUUACAAAGUGAAGGUGUCACUACCUUGUUUCCAGUGCAAGAAAAAGUGGUGCCUUUUAUUUUAGACCAACAUAAAUUAACUUAUCCAUUUUGGCCUCAUGAUAUUUGUGUUUCUGCUCCUACCGGCAGUGGAAAAACACUGUCAUUUGUGUUGCCAAUAGUUCAGAUACUUAUGAAUGAAAUUGGUUGUCAUAUAAGAGCAUUAGUUGUUUUACCAGUGCAAGAAUUGGCAGCUCAAGUUGCCAAAGUUUUCAAAAAAUACUGUUUGAAAACAAAAUUAAAAGUAGCCCUCUUGGGUGGAUCCACACCACUACAACAAGAACAGCAGACUCUUGUUAGAUACACGGAAUCAUCUGGGUGGGUGAGUGAAGCAGACAUAGUAGUGUGCACAGCAGGUCGGCUAGUAGAACAUCUACAAAAUACAGAAGGGUUUUCUCUAAAAUAUUUAAAGUUUUUAGUCAUUGAUGAAGCAGACAGAAUAAUGGAUCACAUUCAAAAUGACUGGCUAUAUCAUGUUGACAAACACAUCAAAUUGGAGAAUGAACUAAUGACUGGGCGUCAUUCUAAUUUAACAUGGUCUAGUCUUAUAGAACAAAAGCCACCACCCCAUAAACUAUUAUUUUCAGCAACUUUAUCUCAGGACCCUGAAAAAUUAGAACAAUGGGGCUUAUUCCAACCAAAAUUAUUUUCUGCUGCCAAGUCAAACAGUUAUGAAGAUGAAGACCAAAUUAGACUUUACGCUACACCAGAAGAAUUGACAGAACAAUAUGUUACUUGUGAUGCUGAGCACAAACCAUUGAUUCUAUAUCAUUUCUUAGCUGAUCAAAAAUGGGACAAAGUUUUAUGUUUUACUAAUGCAGCUGAAGCAGCACACAGAUUAUCUGUACUUCUUAACACUUGGAGUAAUGGAGCAUUUAAAGUUGCAGAACUCUCUUCUGCACUAGAUAAAUCCACAAGAGAAAGUGUGUUGAAAAAGUUUACACAAUCUGAAAUUAAUGUGUUAAUUGGUACUGAUGCUUUAGCGAGAGGUAUUGAUAUAACAGACUGUAACUACGUCAUUUCUUAUGAUCCUCCAAGAAAUAUCAAGACCUACAUUCACAGAGUUGGUCGCACAGGAAGAGCGGGACGUAGUGGUCAUGCAGUUACUAUUCUGUUACAGAAUCAAGUAACACAAUUUAAGGAAAUCAUACAAGGUGGUGGAAAGGCUGAAAUACCUCAAAUAGAAAUCGAAGCUGAUAUUCUCGAUCGCCUCACAAGCAGUUAUCAACAUGCCAUGAGUGAAACCAAAAGGCAAAUUCAUGCUGAAAUAGAUACAAAAGUGAAGAAAUCUUUAGAGAUAAAAAGAAGAUUAAAAUCAAAGCCUCAAAAAAGAAAACCUAACAUGUCCUAGGUAAUAAUAAUAAAUUUUCUAACAAUGUUA
Molecule: messenger RNA, 2007 nt
Organism: Spodoptera exigua (beet armyworm)
Lineage: Eukaryota; Metazoa; Arthropoda; Insecta; Lepidoptera; Noctuidae
Source: the annotation of a GenBank genome assembly